This is a messenger RNA of Wallemia ichthyophaga EXF-994, 2865 nucleotides long. Its product is annotated as Flap endonuclease GEN-like protein 1. The record is from RefSeq and is a predicted model, not a curated record. Lineage: Eukaryota; Fungi; Basidiomycota; Wallemiomycetes; Wallemiales; Wallemiaceae. Gene Ontology annotation, molecular function: crossover junction DNA endonuclease activity; 5'-flap endonuclease activity. Bases 1 to 2865 code for a protein of 954 amino acids. The transcript has 4 exons.
AUGGGAGUACCAGGAUUAUGGGAUCUCCUCCGCCCAGCCGCGUGCUCCCACUCGCUAUCGCGGAUGUCUGUCGAUGCGUUUGUAGCAAACAACCGUGGACACCGGGGACUGCGCGUAGGCGUAGAUGCCUCAAUCUGGCUUAUACACUCACAAACAGCGCCUGGCGGUCUAAAUCCAGCACUCCGCACGCUUUUCUUCAAACUGAGCAAGCUGAUGACGCUGCCGAUACUCCCUCUAUUCGUGUUCGAUGGGCCAGGCAGGCCCAAAAUGAAACGCGGUAAACAGGUACGCGGGAGACAGCCCCGCGGACUUAAAGACUUUAUUAAGCUUAUCGACGCUUUCGGCUUUGAGCAUCACCAGGCGCCCGGUGAAGCAGAGGCUGAGCUAGCCCAUCUGUCCAAGAUGGCCACCAUCGACGUCAUCCUCUCUGAUGAUGUCGAUAGCCUGCUUUUCGGCGGUGUCAAGAUUCUGCGCAAUUGGUCCCUCACUCUGUCGGGGAACAGCAGUCGAUCUCAGCUGCAACUGCAGGCAGAUGGACAAACCCGCACCCAUGAUUCACUUGCUGCCGACGAUCACCGCGUCGAGACCUACACACUUUCCGACGUGCACAGUCAUCCCUCCACCGCCGUCACGCCUGCUGGGCUUAUUCUCGUUGCGCUACUUGCAGGCGGCGACUACCACCCAGCCGGAGUGCAGAACUGCGGGACCAAAAACGCUUUCGGCUUGGCGCGAGCAGGUUUCGGGGAGAAGCUGAUGGAGGGUGUGAGCUUGACACCGCCAUCUGAGCUACCUUCCUUUUUGGAUGCGUGGCGGGCUGAAAUGCGCGAGGAGCUCACUCACAACACCUCCGGUCACCUCAGCAGCAAACGUCCAGCAGUAGCUGCAGCGCUAACGCCAUCUUUCCCCGACAUGGAGGUUCUCGCACGCUACACGCACCCACUAACGACGGCGUCGACCGAGUGCGACGCUGUUUACCGCGCCUCACUCGCCGCAGUCCGUUUCGCGAAAGAGCCCGAUAUCGCAGCCCUAGCCCGUUUCUGUGAGGAAUACUUCGAGUGGGGUGAACGCUCGCGGAUCGUUGCCAAAUUCCGCAGCAGCGUCUGGGACGGGGUGUAUGUGCGUGCGCUGCGCGCUGCCACUUGCGCUCUGGAUAGUGGGGAAUGUGGGGAAUUCAACGAGGAGGCCAAAUCUCAUCUCGUCCGCAUACACCAAACUCGCAACAAAAGCAACGCAGAAAGGUACGUCGAGUACCGCAUUUCAGUCGAUCCCGCACCUUACGUUCGCAUCGUGGAGAUGGCACUUACUGGUGACAUGCGCGCUUUGAGAGAGGCUCGUAAACGCAACGACCCUGCUCUGCGCGAUCUGCGCAACGCCUUGCCAGAUGAGAACGGUGGUAACAGCCUUGGCACGGAUGUCUCCUCGUCUAAUUUGGAUCUGACAGCGGAUCCUACCCCAUCUCAAACUCAAACUCAAACUCCAUCGCAGUCGCUGAAUACACAAAAAUCUAAACCACCUACUGACCAACACGCCCCGCUGAGAAUGUGGGUGCCGUCGCAGAUUCUCCGCGCCGCUUUGCGCAAUGAGACGGAUGCUUUCGAUAGCGGACGUGGUGUUCAUUCCAGUGGUAGCGAAAGAGUGGCGACAGUAGCCCCGAGCCGCAUCCCACACCCUGCAUCUGCUUUAGUACGCGAGAAGACCAUUGUGGAUGAGCAAGAUAAGCAAGAUGAGCAAGGAGAUGGUAAUGGUGGCGGUGAUAAUAGUGACAUUACUACUCGAUAUAGAAGUGUCAGAGGUAGUAGAGGUGGGAGAGGUAGAGGUGGUGGUAGGCGCAGACGCGCUACUGCCAACGACUUCACCACAAACACGCACAACACCCUCACUCGUCACGCUACCAUAGAAGACCAGCCUGAUUACACUCAAGCUAACAACUUUGAUUUCGUCGAUUUCACCGACUCGAAUAACCCCAUCGUCCUGCCUUCUCCACCCAAGGUGAGUCGUAAGAGGGCGACAAAGGGCGGUGUAAAUGUGGCGAGUACGGAAGGUUACGUAGGCAACCGCGCAAGCACUCAACGCACCCAGCAAACUCAACACACUCAACGCACUCCACGCAAAACCAGCGGUAGUAAGCGCCACGUCGAUAGUACGUCGACUGACAAUCUCGGUGAGCGUUUGAAGCGGAUUGGUGCGGUGGGAGAGGGUGCACAAGACACUGCAGCGCCUGAAGAUUUAAAUGCCAGGGAGGAAUUAAGAGAUUCUGAAGACGCAGCAUACUCAGGAUACUCAGGAUAUUCAGGUCAUCCUCAACAUCAUCGACACUCUCCGCCCAGCUGCAGCAAAACUCCAUCAAAACCCAAACAAUAUAGCCUCGCCAGCCCUCUGGAUGCAUCGCUCAGUCCACCGUCGCCUUCGGCGUUGUUUGGUUUGGGUGGAAUGGGUGGAAAUGAGAAGGAGAAGGGGGAAUUUGGGGAAUAUGCUCUGAGGCAUAGGCAUAAACCUAAAAACAAAAACAAGGAACCGAUACAGAUUGACGAUUCACCCGUAAACACAAACAACACCCAGGACCUAGAUGGAGAAAGAGCGAAAACGACCCGUACACACGCAAGCCACUCACCUAUCAACAUUUCGAGCGACGAAAGCUCAACGCCGCGGGGGAAGAGUACGAGCGUGGUGAAGGGGAGUAAGAGUAGGAGUAAAAAGAGAGAUUCACUGUCGCCGUCGUUGCGGCGUAGGAGUGAGGGCAGCAAAAGAAAGAACAAGACACUUACGGGUGUGUUCGCCGGGCGUAAGCCUGUGCAUACGCCUGCAUCUACGUCUGCCCACAAGCAGUUAAACAGCAAGACAAACGACGUUAUAGAUCUGACGUAG